AUGAACAACAAUCCGGUAACGCCAUCGCCGGCCGAGCUCGCUCAGUUUCUCGUGAGAAGUUCCUCGGCGAGCAGGCCCAGCUCAAAUGCACCGCUGCUUCCAAACGCUCCAGCAGCAGCAUUUAGGCCGUUUCCAGCGAACGCUCCCGCACCGAAUAUCGCGUUGCUCGCUCAGUUUCUCGCAGCUCAGCUCCGGGCUUUCACGCCAGCGCAAAACUCUCAGCAACAGCAGCAACCUUUCGAGGCUUUCCCACCGCUCGGCAAGCCAGCCGCGAACGACCUCGCUGCGAGUUCCUUGCAGCAGCGUGCGGGACCGGCUCCAAAGCCCGGGGUUGCCAACGCGAAAGCCUCCAACAAGCAGCCCAAGACCGACGAGAAGGACGCGUCCUCGUCGUCGGCGAAUGCGAGCAAUCCUUCGCCUCAGUGCGCGGACACCAACGACGCGUCCAAGGGACGCUCGGAGCUCGUCUUCCUCGUCAACCGGCGGAGCAAAGUGGGUGCUGGAACUCACCAUCUCAUACUCUCCGACUUGUCCGCGUACUUCCACCUUAGCAUCGUCGACGCUGCCAAGAAACUGGGCGUGUCACAGACAACUCUGAAGAAAGCUUGCCGGAAGUUUGGAUUGAAGCGAUGGCCCGGUCGAAAGGUGAGGAGCCUGGAGAGCACCAUUCACGGUUUAGAGCACACCAUCGCCGUGGGACAAGGUGCCGGCAUGGAGGAACUCACAGAGGCUUACAUGAGAUCGGAAGUUCUCAAGCUCCAGCAGGAGAUGGAGCAGCUUGUACACGGGAUUCCGGCCGCUCAGGUUAAUAGUUCUCCCCGGCCGAGCUUCUGCUCGCGCGCUAGCUAA
Selaginella moellendorffii is the source of this 849-nucleotide messenger RNA. RefSeq lists its product as uncharacterized. Bases 1 to 849 code for a protein of 282 amino acids. Gene Ontology annotation, molecular function: DNA-binding transcription factor activity. The record is from RefSeq and is a predicted model, not a curated record. Lineage: Eukaryota; Viridiplantae; Streptophyta; Lycopodiopsida; Selaginellales; Selaginellaceae. The transcript is spliced from 3 exons.